AUGUUGUCCAGAAGAGUUACUAGAAUACCCCAUGCUACAAAGAAAUUCCUUCGUUGGCAAUCAACCAAUGAAUUGUCUAAAGCUAACUUAAAGAACAAUGUUAAUGCCCAACAAGCUCCAAAUAGAGCAGAUGUUUGGUCACCAACACAAGCCAGUCGUAUAGAUAUUAUUGACAAGCAUCCUUACCGUUUUGUUCAAAGAGACUUGGACAAGCAACCCCAACCUUAUGCAGCCAUUGAAUUAAUUGCACAAGAACCAAUCAGAUAUCUAGGUCAUGGUGAAAAUAUUGCCGUUUGCGAUGGUAACAAGGGUCUGACUUUACAAGGCCAUCCCAAGGUUUAUAUUAACUUGGAUCAGCCUCAAGCAGCUACCUGUGGCUACUGUGGUUUAAGAUACGCUAAGGAAGAGUUCAAGUCAUUAAUUGAAAGCCAACAAUAA
Molecule: messenger RNA, 438 nt
Organism: Lizanozyma spartinae
Lineage: Eukaryota; Fungi; Ascomycota; Pichiomycetes; Serinales; Debaryomycetaceae
Exons: 1
Coding region: 1-438 (145 amino acids)
Biological process (GO): mitochondrial electron transport, NADH to ubiquinone
Source: RefSeq, a predicted model, not a curated record